Messenger RNA from Hemiscyllium ocellatum (epaulette shark), 1676 nucleotides. RefSeq names its product proline-rich nuclear receptor coactivator 1 (gene pnrc1). The transcript has 3 exons. The record is from RefSeq and is a predicted model, not a curated record. Gene Ontology annotation, cellular component: P-body; nucleus. Lineage: Eukaryota; Metazoa; Chordata; Chondrichthyes; Orectolobiformes; Hemiscylliidae. Bases 394 to 1290 code for a protein of 298 amino acids. Gene Ontology annotation, biological process: nuclear-transcribed mRNA catabolic process, nonsense-mediated decay.
UCCGGUUGUUGUCAGGACAAGUGCGAGACUGGAGCUUAGUGUCCAUGUUCUUUCCUGCUGUUUAUAAACUGGAGUCGGCCUUUUACUGCCUACCCGUUGUUGAACCCAGCUGACUAUAUACACACACACACACACACAGAAACAAACGCAGGGAUAUAUGUGUGAGGAAAGCGAGAGCCUGAGACGAGAGGGCUUUGCGAGUGAGCGAACAAUCGCAGGAAAUCGCUUCAGCCUGGCCGCCAUUUUCAGCCUUUUGAAACUUUUAAUCCGACGACGAAAGGCGAGGAGUUCUGUUUUUUUUUGGAGGAGGUAGGCUGGUGAUUCUACUGUUUCUCUUCCCCAACUUUACUUCUCGGUAGAUAUUUCGGGCGAAUUAGACGUUUUCGUCAUUGCAUGGUGAUCGCCUCCUCCGUUGGACGUCGCACCUCAGAUGCUGAGUUCGGGAUUUUAGCUACAGGUCGGAAGCGGAGGAGGAGACGGCGGCGGCGGUGGGAAGUCGCUAUGCAUCCAUUACCCCUGCCCCGACCACCGCCAGGCCCUCUGCCCAUCAGCGAAGCCUCUAAGACCGUCGUCGUGAGCUGCCACCGUCACCCCAACCAGCAGCAACUCCCGCAACCCGGCAAGACGGCGGCGGUGAGUCGAGCUUGGAAGAUCCGCUGCUCUUCCUCCACCGCGCUGCUACAGAGACACGCACACGGCCGGCCUGCCUCCCGGGGCGGCGGGGCUGGAGGCCCCACGACAACCACCGGGCCCGAGAAAACUACACCAGCGACUGGCAGCUGCUUGACCGCGGAAGAGCGCAAGGUGACCAAAUCCAUGGGAAGGUCGGAUAAAGCAAUAAUUCCACACACACAAUUCAUGUAUAGUGUAAAUAAAACAGAGUACUGCCAGCCUCUAAAUACCAAGAAAAGAAAUAGACGUAGUCUGCAGUUAAGAAAAACUUCAAUAAAAAGAAAUGAAAACAGCCAUAGCCAGAAUGGUCCUUCUGUUGAAUGCUGCAACAUUAUCAAAAAAGAUGGAGACAAGCCGAUUAUUUCUGCAAACCCAUCCAAAAAUCUAAAAUUACUGAAAGCUGGUCUGAAGUCUGCACUGAGCCUUCAAGGAGAUCAGAACUAUGCUGGGCCAAAAUUUAGUGAGCCACCGUCUCCCAGUGUUCUACCUAAGCCGCCCAGUCAUUGGGUAGGAGCAUAUGCUGAAUGUCCUGAUGAGAGAGUUCAAGACAUUUGCCAGGACAGUCUCCUCAGAAAUGAAAGCACUAUUCAAAUAGAUUCCAGCUUCAUGGAAAGUUAAAUGGAAAUUGUUAAGGAAAUUAUCAUCGGACACCAAAAAGGAACUGGAGCCUUUUGGUUGCUGCUUUAAGACCAAUGGAGAUAUGAGAAUUCCAUAUGAGAUCUGGAGGAAAUAGUAAAGCUUACGUGCCAACGGAUUAAGAAUGACAACAGAUGAAGAAGAAUGAAGAGUAAAAUCAUCAAUAUAAGAUAUUACAGAUUUUCAAGAGAUAUGAAAACAAUCUCUCCAAAAACUCGAUUACAUUGACUUUUCUUUUGCAAAUGUUAGUAAAUGAAGAAAAUUAUACCCACAGGCAUAGAUAAGUUAAAGAUUUAGUAAUUCACUUACUGUACUGCAAGAGAAAUUAAGUAUUUGUACAUUGAGGGAAUACAAUCUGAAGGAAGCUG